Molecule: messenger RNA, 603 nt
Organism: Dendrobium catenatum
Lineage: Eukaryota; Viridiplantae; Streptophyta; Magnoliopsida; Asparagales; Orchidaceae
Product: protein PELPK1-like
Exons: 1
Coding region: 1-477 (158 amino acids)
Source: RefSeq, a predicted model, not a curated record
AUGGCUUGCAAUACUACUUUGGUCUUCACAUUGUCUCUUCUCCUCGCCCUCGUCUUCUCUAACAAGUACUCACCAUGCCACGCCGCUCGCCUUCUGCUACAAGUCACCGGGAAUCCAGAACUCCUUCCUUUCCCUGAAAUCCCAGCUUUUCCCAAGCCCGAAUUGCCUCCGUUUCCCGAGCUUCCUCCCUUCCCUGAAUUCCCCGCUUUCCCUCAACCCGAACUCCCCCCAUUACCAGAAUUCCCCACACUGACAAAACAGGGAGAGUCUGAUUCGGCGAAGGUGGAAGAGCCGAAGCUGUUCGAGCCCGAGCUGCCUCCGUUGCCCGAGAUCCCUCUUGACUUGCCGAAGCCCGAGCUUCCGCCAUUGCCGGAGAUCCCAGAUGGCUUGUCGAAGCCUGAGCUUCCGCCAUUGCCCGAGAUCCCUCAUGACCUGCCGAAGGUGGAGCUUCCGCCAGUGCCGGAGAUUCCUCACUAAUUCCCAGAAGAGCCAAAGCUGCAACCAUAAACUUCUCACCAUAGUCCUUGUCUUGCUUUGUAGUCGAUUAAUCAAUUCUAUCUUAUAUUAAUAUUGCUACCGAAAUAUUAAUACGAAUAUAAUGAU